Mollisia scopiformis is the source of this 1173-nucleotide messenger RNA. RefSeq names its product putative oxidoreductase. The record is from RefSeq and is a predicted model, not a curated record. Gene Ontology annotation, molecular function: nucleotide binding. NCBI's taxonomy places the organism in Eukaryota, Fungi, Ascomycota, Leotiomycetes, Helotiales, Mollisiaceae. The transcript has 3 exons. Bases 13 to 1173 code for a protein of 386 amino acids.
CAAGCCAGCAAAAUGGCAGAACCCACGAAGCCAAUCCGCGUAGCACUCAUUGGGCUCCCAGGCGGUCCAAUCUCAGAAUACGAAGGCGUUUCCUGGACGGCCAACGCUCACCUGCCCUACCUCCUCGCCUCGCCGCAUUAUGAGAUCGUGGCUUUGAUGAACUCAUCCGUGGCAAGUGCUCGUUCGGCAAUAAAGCGUUACAAUCUGCCUUCUUCUGUUCGUGCUUAUGAAGAUCCGAACGAAUUGGCGGAAGAUCAAGAAGUGGACUUGGUCGUCUGUUCCGUGCGUGUAGAUCGCCACUUCUUGACGGUCAAGCCGAGUCUCGAAGCAGGAAAAGAUGUCUUUAUGGAGUGGCCACUGGACAAGAACGUUACCAUUGCAAGAGAGAUGAUGGAAUUGGCAGCGAAAUCGGGCUCUAGGACUGUGGUUGGCCUUCAAGCCGCGUUUGAUCCUGGUAUGAGGAUGAUGAAGAAGUACAUCGAUGAUGGAAAAUUGGGACGGGUGUUGAGUAGUACCGUGUUUGCGAGCGAGAUCAAUGGAGGCGAGACAGAGGUUAAAAAUGUGAGGUACUUUAUGGAUCGAGAGGUCGGGGGUAAUCUGGUUAGUAUUCGGUUCGGGCAUGCUUUUGAGGGCUUCGCUGCUGUGCUAGGCGAGGUCAAGAGCUGGGAUUCGCUGUUGGCGAAUCGACAUGCAGUGAAAGAUGUCGUUGACCCGGCGAAGGGUGGCGAGGUCGUGGUGAAGGAUGCGCCAAAUACGGUGCCGGAUCAGAUGAUGUUCCAAGCUACUAUGGGGGAGGAUUAUAUUCCAGUGUCCAUUCACCUCCGUGGUGGGAAACCGUUUCCUGGGACUCCAACAAUUGAGUGGCGCAUUCAAGGUUCGAAAGGGGAGUUGCGUCUCACUGCGCCGUCGGGGAGCUUGAAUGUUGGGAGACCUGAUAUGAAGGUCGAGUUCUGGGAGAUGGAGAAUGACACGGUUGAGCUGGUCGAGUUCGAGGAAGAUGAGUGGGUUAAGUUGAGGGUUGCAGCGAGGAACAUUGCCAGGGAGUAUGAAGCGUUCAGGAAGGGCGAGUGGGUUCCUGAUUUUGCGUGGGGGGUAAAGAGACAUGAGUUGAUUGAGGAGAUGUGGCAGAGAUAUGAUCGUGAGCAAGAAAGGAUGAAGGGUGGGAAGAUUUGA